AUGACUGGGGAACUAAAUGAGUUAAUUCAGAUCGUUGGAGACGAUCUACUCGUCACAAAUCCUGAAAGAAUAGAAAGGGCUAUCGAGACGAGUGCCUGUAAUGGCUUGCUGCUUAAAGUGAAUCAAAUUGGAACAGUGACAGAAGCUAUUGAGGCCAACAAUCUCUCACGAAAUGCGGGCUUCGGCGUGAUGGUGAGCCACAGGUCUGGAGAGACGGAAGAUGCUUUCAUAGCAGCGCUCUGCGCAGGACUCGGCACCGGCCAAAUUAAAGCGGGGGCACCUUGUCGAUCCGAGCGGCUUGCCAAGUACAACGAACUACUGCGAAUUGAAGAAGAGACGGGAGAUCAAGCUGUUUUCGCGGGUGAAUAUUGGAGAGACCCGUGGAUGCUGCAGGACUCCUCUAAAGGAGCUUCCAAUUGGUAG
Molecule: messenger RNA, 423 nt
Organism: Chondrus crispus (carragheen)
Lineage: Eukaryota; Rhodophyta; Florideophyceae; Gigartinales; Gigartinaceae
Exons: 1
Coding region: 1-423 (140 amino acids)
Biological process (GO): glycolytic process
Cellular component (GO): phosphopyruvate hydratase complex
Molecular function (GO): phosphopyruvate hydratase activity; magnesium ion binding
Source: RefSeq, a predicted model, not a curated record